Messenger RNA from Schizosaccharomyces octosporus yFS286, 1629 nucleotides. RefSeq names its product WRDR85 family WD repeat protein. The record is from RefSeq and is a predicted model, not a curated record. Gene Ontology annotation, molecular function: protein binding. NCBI's taxonomy places the organism in Eukaryota, Fungi, Ascomycota, Schizosaccharomycetes, Schizosaccharomycetales, Schizosaccharomycetaceae. The transcript is spliced from 3 exons. Bases 217 to 1242 code for a protein of 341 amino acids.
AUUUUGUUGCUCCUGCUAUAACAAAUUUGUGACUGUUUUUGGAUGCUCCCAUUCGCAGUCCAAGUUUCGUGUACUUUGGGAAGUCAAUUUACGAACUAGAGUGUAAUACGUACUUGAAUAUAACGAAUUAUAUGUUCUUUUGUCCCACUUGACUGCGUAAACCCCUAUAGCGUGUCAUAGCACAGUAUACCGUCCACAUCAUAAUUGAAUGACAAAAUGCACUUGACAUUUUCAAAAUUGGCAAAUAUGGCGGAUCAAGGUAUAAAAGGGUUUGCUACAGAUUAUACGGAUUGGCCGGCAGAUGUAUGCAAGUAUUCCGCUGUGUUUGACGAUAUUUUGGUUGUGGGCACUUACAUGUUGGAUGAAACGACCAGAUUGCGACAUGGAAAACUCGUUCUAUACGAUACUCAGGAGAGGAAACUAAACCGGAUCUUUGUCAUGCACUGCGAUGCUAUUCUAGAUUUUAAAUGGUCUCCUCAUGAUCCUUCUAUUUUAGCAGUGGCUCAUUCAACUGGUCACAUUUCUUUUUAUCGCCAUCAAUUUCGUGCGGAACUUAUGUUUUUAAGAGGCAUUAAGGUGGCCGAUUCCAGCGUGCUUAUGUUGGCGUUAGAUUUUUCGGACGAUGGAAAAGACAUCUCCGUUUCGCUUUCGAACGGUAUUGUUAUUACCAUUGACAUUCCUUCCGGAGUCAUUAAGAAUACGUGGAAGGAGCACCAUUAUGAAGCUUGGACUGUUCAUUAUUCUCGCGAUGACAACAACCUACUGUAUUCUGGUGGAGAUGAUGCAGUAUUAAAUUGUUACGAUCAAAGAAUCCCUUCUUCUUGUGUGUGGAAGGAUAUUAAAACUCAUCAAUCAGGAGUCGUUUCUGUCCUUUCUCGUCCCACCUUUGGUUCAUAUAUAGCUACCGGAGAGUAUGGAGAUCUUAUGCAUACGUUGGAUACCAGACGGAUUGGUCGACCUAUUGCCGAUGCUAAUCUUGGCGGUGGUGUCUGGCGGUUAGAACACAUGUACUCCAACGAUGAUUAUCAUCAGGUAUUAGGUGUCUUGAUGCACCGUGGUGCCCAAGUCCUUCGCAUCGCUAGUGACUUUUCUUCCAUCGAUGCCACUAGCGGUGUUUUUGAUGAUCAUGAGAGCAUGUGUUAUGGAGGUGAUUGGCGACGUAAGGAUAAUUUGAUUGCUACGUGUUCGUUUUACGAUAAACGUGUUUGUCUUUGGGAAGAUAUGAACCGUCUCAUGAAUUAAACUGAGUUGAAAUCUCGUUUGCUGCAUUUUAAUCUAUUAUGUUUGGGUUUCGCUUUUAUCCUUUAUGGAAAUAUAUGCUCUGGACUGGUCGAUACCAAAAGAAAGAAAAGAAAAACUUUAAAAGUCAUUUUGUGUUAACCCUAUAUUCCAUCCCUCCUAUAAUGGGAUUUGUACAAAAAAUAAAAAUAAGCUGUUGAAAAUACUUAUGAUGUCCGUUUUACCCUUAUGAUUGUUUUACUCAACCUAUUCCCCGUCAGCUUCGUUUGAUUCAAUAACCUUUACAUUCGUUUUACCGAUAACAAUCAAGAUUGAUUCCCCCUCCCAUAGUUGGUCUUCCUGUUUCGUUUUUGUUUUUCUAUAAUUGAAUCAUUAUUCGUACCAAAAUCU